This is a messenger RNA of Delphinapterus leucas (beluga whale), 4981 nucleotides long. RefSeq names its product pappalysin 1 (gene PAPPA). Gene Ontology annotation, biological process: cell surface receptor signaling pathway; proteolysis. Gene Ontology annotation, molecular function: metalloendopeptidase activity. NCBI's taxonomy places the organism in Eukaryota, Metazoa, Chordata, Mammalia, Artiodactyla, Monodontidae. The record is from RefSeq and is a predicted model, not a curated record.
CAGGCGCAGCUGCUCGCCUCGCCCGCUGAAAUAGAGCGCCCCACCUGCGCCACCCGGGCGGCCCGCGGCCGCCGCGCCUCGCCGCCGCCGCCGCCGCCGCCGCCGCCGGGCGGUGCCUGGGAAGCCGUGCGCGUCCCCCGGCGGCGGCAGCAGCGGGAGACGAGGGGCGCCGCGGAGGAGCCGAGCCCGCCGAGCCGGGCGCUCUAUUUCAGCGGGCGAGGCGAGCAGCUGCGCCUGCGGGCCGACCUCGAGCUGCCCCGGGACGCGUUCACGCUGCAAGUGUGGCUGCGAGCGGAGGGGGGCCAGAGCUCUCCGGCGGUGAUCACAGGGCUAUAUGACAAAUGUUCUUAUGCCUCACGUGACCGAGGAUGGGUCGUGGGCAUUCACACCGUCAGUGACCAAGGCAACAGAGACCCACGCUACUUUUUCUCCUUGAAGACAGACCGGGCCCGGCAAGUGACCACCAUCAAUGCCCACCGCAGCUACCUCCCAGGCCAGUGGGCACACCUGGCUGCCACCUACGACGGACGGCUGAUGAAGCUCUAUGUGAACGGUGCCCAGGUGGCAACCUCUGGGGAGCAGGUGGGUGGCAUUUUCAGCCCACUGACCCAGAAGUGUAAAGUCCUCAUGCUGGGAGGCAGCGCCCUGAACCACAACUACCGGGGCUACGUGGAGCGCUUCAGCCUGUGGAAGGCGGCCAGGACGCAGCGCGAGGUCCUGCUGGACAUGGAGACCCGCGGCCUCCACGCUCCUCUACCUCAGCUCCUCCUGCAGGAGAACUGGGACAACGUGAAGCGCGCCUGGUCCCCCAUGAAGGACGGCAGUAGCCCCCGCGUGGAGGCCAGCGGCGCCCGUGGCUUCCUGCUGGACACGAGUCUGGAGCCUCCUCUGUGCGGGCAGACGCUGUGUGACAACCCCAAGGUCAUCUCCAGCUACAACCAGCUGCCGCGUUUCCGCCGGCCCAAGGCGGUGCGCUACCGCGUGGUCAACCUCCACGACGAUGGCCGCGAGAACCCCACGGUGAGCCGCCAGCAGAUCGAUUUCCAGCACCGGCAGCUGGCCGAGGCCUUCAAGCACUACAACAUCUCCUGGGAGCUGGAGGUGCUGGAGGUGAGCAACUCUUCCCUGCGCCGCCGCCUCAUCCUGGCCAACUGCGACAUCAGCAAGAUCGGGGACGAGAACUGCGACCCCGAGUGCAACCACACGCUGACUGGCCACGAUGGCGGGGACUGCCGCCACCUGCGUCACCCCGCCUUCACCAAGAAGCAGCAGAACGGGGUGUGCGACAUGGACUGCAAUUACGAGCGGUUCAACUUCGACGGCGGGGAGUGCUGUGACCCCGAGAUCACCGAUGUCACCAAGACCUGCUUCGAUCCCGACUCUCCGCACAGAGCAUACUUGGAUGUUAAUGAGCUGAAGAACAUUCUUAGACUGGAUGGAUCAACACACCUCAAUAUCUUCUUUGCAAACUCCUCGGAGGAGGAAUUGGCAGGAGUAGCAACUUGGCCAUGGGACAAGGAGGCCCUAAUGCAUUUAGGUGGCAUUGUCUUGAAUCCAUCUUUCUAUGGCAUUCCUGGGCACACCCACACCAUGAUCCAUGAGAUCGGGCACAGCCUGGGCCUCUAUCACAUCUUCCGAGGCAUCUCAGAAAUCCAAUCUUGCAGUGACCCCUGCAUGGAGACAGAGCCCUCCUUUGAGACCGGAGACCUCUGCAGUGACACCAACCCAGCCCCAAAGCACAAGUUCUGCGGUGACCCGGGGCCAGGGAACGACACCUGUGGCUUUAACAGCUUCUUCAACACUCCUUACAGCAACUUCAUGAGCUAUGCAGAUGACGACUGCACUGACUCCUUCACGCCCAAUCAAGUCGCCAGAAUGCACUGUUACCUGGACCUGGUGUACCAGAGCUGGCAGCCCUCCAGGAAGCCGGCGCCUGUCGCCCUUGCCCCCCAGAUCGUGGGCCACACGACCGACUCUGUGAUGCUGGAGUGGUUCCCGCCCAUCGACGGCCACUUCUUUGAAAGAGAAUUGGGAUCAGCAUGUGACCUUUGCCUGGAAGGGAGAAUCCUGGUGCAAUAUGCCUUCAACGCCUCCUCCCCGAUGCCCUGUGGCCCAUCAGGACACUGGAGUCCUCGGGAAGCAGAAGGUCAUCCAGAUGUUGAACAACCCUGUAAGUCCAGUGUCCGCACCUGGAGCCCAAAUUCAGCUGUCAACCCACACACAGUCCCUCCAGCCUGCCCUGAGCCACAAGGCUGCUACCUUGAACUGGAAUUCCACUACCCCUUGGUCCCUGAGUCUUUGACCAUCUGGGUGACCUUUGUCUCCACUGACUGGGACUCCAGUGGGGCUGUCAAUGACAUCAAACUAUUGACUAUCAGUGGGAAGAACAUCUCCCUGGGCCCUCAGAACGUCUUCUGUGAUGUCCCACUGACCAUCAAACUCCGGGAUGUGAACGAGAAGGUGUUUGGCAUCCAGAUCUACACGUUGGAUGAGCACUUGGAGAUAGAUGCGGCCAUGUUGACCUCUGUUGCAGACACCCCACUCUGCCUGGAGUGUAAGCCCUUGCAGUACAAGGUGGUCCGGGAUCCUCCUCUCCAGGUGGACGUGGCCUCCACCCUACACUUCAAUAGAAGAUUCACAGACAUGGAUCUAAAUCUUGGCAGCGUGUACCAGUAUUGGGUCAUCACUAUUUCAGGAAACGAAGAGAGUGAGCCAUCACCUGCUGCCACUUACAUCCAUGGAAGUGGGUACUGCGGUGAUGGCAUCAUCCAGAAAAGCCAAGGUGAAGAAUGUGAUGACAUGAAUAAGAUCAAUGGGGAUGGCUGCUCCCUUUUCUGCCGACAGGAAGUUUCCUUCAAUUGCAUCGAUGAACCCAGCCGGUGCUAUUUCCAUGAUGGUGAUGGGGUAUGUGAGGAGUUUGAACAAAAAACUAGCAUCAAAGACUGUGGUGUCUACACGCCCCAGGGGUUCCUGGAUCAAUGGGCAUCCAACGCUUCCGUAUCCCAUCAAGACCAGCAGUGCCCAGGCUGGGUCAUCAUCGGCCAACCAGCAGCAUCCCAGGUGUGUCGAACCAAGGUGAUAGAUCUCAGUGAAGGCAUUUCCCAGCAUGCCUGGUACCCUUGCACCAUCAGCUACCCGUACUCCCAGCUGGCUCAGACCACUUUCUGGCUCCGGGCGUACUUUUCUCAGCCAAUGGUUGCCGCGGCUGUCAUUGUCCACCUGGUGACCGAUGGGACCUAUUAUGGGGAUCAAAAGCAGGAAACCAUCAGCGUCCAGCUGCUUGACACCAAAGACCAGAGCCACGAUCUAGGCCUCCAUGUUCUGAGCUGCAGGAACAAUCCCCUGAUUAUCCCUGUGGUCCACGACCUCAGCCAGCCCUUCUACCACAGCCAGGCGGUACGUGUGAGCUUCAGUUCACCCUUGGUCGCCAUCUCGGGGGUGGCCCUCCGUUCCUUCGACAACUUUGACCCCGUCACCCUGAGCAGCUGCCAGAGAGGGGAGACCUACAGCUCUGCCGAGCAGAGCUGCGUGCACUUCGCAUGUGAGGCCGCUGACUGCCCGAAGCUGGCUGUGGAGAACGCUUCUCUCAACUGCUCCAGCAGCGACCGCUACCACGGUGCCCAGUGCACUGUGAGCUGCUGGACGGGCUACGUGCUCCAGAUACAGCGGGAUGACGAGCUGAUCAAAAGCCAGACAGGACCCAGUGUCACGGUGACCUGCACGGAGGGCAAGUGGAACAAGCAGGUGGUGUGUGAGCCAGUGGACUGCGGCAUCCCGGACCAGCACCACGUGUACGCUGCCUCGUUCUCCUGCCUUGAGGGCACCACGUUCGGGAGCACGUGCUCCUUCCAGUGCCGCCACCCAGCGCAGCUGAAAGGCAACAACAGUCUCCUGACCUGCAUGGAGGACGGGCUGUGGUCCUUCCCAGAGGCCCUGUGCGAGCUCCUGUGCCUGGCCCCACCCCCAGUGCCCAACGCAGACCUCCAGACGGCCCGCUGCCGGGAGAACAAGCACAAGGUGGGCUCUUUCUGCAAGUACAAGUGCAGACCUGGAUACCACGUGCCCGGCUCCUCCCGGAAGUCAAAGAAACGGGCCUUCAAGACCCAGUGCACCCAAGAUGGCAGCUGGCAGGAGGGGGCUUGUGUUCCGGUGACUUGUGACCCUCCUCCACCGAAAUUCCACGGGCUCUACCAGUGCACUAAUGGCUUCCAGUUCAACAGCGAGUGCAGGGUCAAGUGUGAAGACGGCGAUGCCACCCAGGGGCACGGGAGCAACGUCAUCCACUGCCGGAAAGAUGGCACCUGGAGCGGCUCCUUCCACGUCUGCCAGGAGAUGCAAGGCCAGUGCUCAGCCCCGGACCAGCUCAACAGCAACCUGAAGCUGCAGUGCCCUGCAGGCUAUGCCAUCGGGUCGGAGUGUGCCACCUCGUGCCUGGACCACAACAGCGAGUCCAUCAUCCUGCCAGUGAACGUGACCGUCCGUGACAUCCCCCACUGGCUGAACCCCACGCGGGUGGAGAGAGUUGUCUGCACAGCUGGUCUGAAGUGGCAUCCUCACCCUGCCCUGAUUCACUGUGUCAAAGGCUGUGAGCCCUUCAUGGGAGACAAUUACUGUGAUGCCAUCAACAACCGAGCUUUCUGCAACUAUGACGGUGGGGAUUGCUGCGCUUCUACGGUGAAAACCAAAAAGGUCACCCCCUUCCCUAUGUCUUGUGACCUACAGGGUGACUGUGCUUGUCGGGACCCCCAGGCCCAAGAACACAGCCGGAAAGACCUCCGAGGAUACAGCCAUGGCUAAGGAAGGACAAGGAGUUGUCAAAGAAUUCCCAAUGCCAGGACCCGCAUCCCUUUGGUAUUGAUUUCACAGUCAGCUGCUCAACGGAAUGGCCUCUCCACACCAGGGAUCCUUAGCACCCAACCGGUCUGCCUUUAAUUUCACCCAGGAAGGACUCGUAGUGGGGGCACGUGAACCAAGUCUUGCC